This is a messenger RNA of Periconia digitata, 984 nucleotides long. NCBI's taxonomy places the organism in Eukaryota, Fungi, Ascomycota, Dothideomycetes, Pleosporales, Periconiaceae. The record is from the annotation of a GenBank genome assembly.
UAUCUGUGUGGCCUACAUGCGGCGUGCGUGCAACUCCCAUACACAAUGCCGGCGGCCGUUACGAAGCCCGUGAGCGGCAAGGAAAUGCGCAAGGACAAUGAUGUCGAGGUCAAGAUUCUCAAAGCCACCCAUAUCGCCUACCCGUUCUGGUUUGGAGGUACCGCAAGUUGUUUCGCGACUCUGUUUACACACCCGUUGGACUUGGUCAAGGUCAGGCUACAGAUGCAGGGAAACACCGGCGCGCGCUUGAAUAUGCUCAGCAUGUUUGGUCAUGUCGCGAAGACGGAUGGCGUGAUGGGCUUAUAUCGCGGUCUCUCUGCCGCGCAACUGCGACAGUUGACCUACAGCAUGACGCGAUUCGGAGUCUACGAAGCCCUCAAGGAUCGCUUCACGACAGCUGAUAAGAAACCGUCGUUUCUUACUCUCGUCGCCAUGGCCUCCGCAUCCGGCUUCGUAGGCGGCGUGGUUGGAAACCCGGGCGAUAUCCUAAACGUACGCAUGCAGCACGACGCGGCGCUUCCCCUGGAGCAACGGCGGCAAUAUAAACAUGCCCUUGACGGCUUCAUGCGCAUGGCGCGCGAGGAAGGAAUCGGGAGUCUCUGGCGAGGAGUCUGGCCCAACUCUUCGCGCGCUGUCCUGAUGACCGUUGGACAGCUGGCUACUUACGAUAUUUUCAAGCGUUUGCUCCUCGACCGCACGUCGUUGCAGGACAAUCUCACCACACAUUUCACCGCCUCGUUCAUGGCUGGCUUCGUGGCCACUACCAUCUGCUCGCCCGUCGACGUCAUCAAGACUAGGGUCAUGGGCUCCACCGACAACAAGAGCCUCAUCAGGCACAUUACAGACAUUUCGAAACAAGAGGGUCUGCGUUGGAUGUUCAAGGGUUGGGUCCCCAGCUUCAUCCGUGUCGGUCCGCAUACUAUUCUCACCUUCCUGUUCCUGGAACAGCACAAGAAGAUCUAUCGCCAGCUCCAGGGCCUCUAG